Messenger RNA from Ochlerotatus camptorhynchus, 1297 nucleotides. Its product is annotated as zinc carboxypeptidase-like. The transcript is spliced from 5 exons. NCBI's taxonomy places the organism in Eukaryota, Metazoa, Arthropoda, Insecta, Diptera, Culicidae. Bases 32 to 1279 code for a protein of 415 amino acids. The record is from RefSeq and is a predicted model, not a curated record. Gene Ontology annotation, molecular function: zinc ion binding; metallocarboxypeptidase activity. Gene Ontology annotation, biological process: proteolysis.
UUUCAAACUCAGUAUUGGAAAGGAUUUCGCCAUGAAAGCACUGUGGUUUAUACUGGCGGUCACUCUGGCCCUGGCAUCAGGUGAACGCAUUCGCUUCGAAAACUAUAGAGUCUACGAUGUGUCCAUUGGAAACGUAGACCAACUGGAAGUUUUGCAACAUUUGGAGCAAUUCCCUGAUGGAUACACCUUCUGGGAAUCUCCGGUGCAAACGGGUAUGAAGGUGAGUGUAAUGGUGCCACCGCACAAGGUGGAUGAUUUCGAAGGCCUAUGCUCACGGAUGUUGAUGGAAACUUCACUGAAAAUAAGCAAUGUUCAACAAUUAAUCGAUACAGAGCGACCAGCACGGCGAAAGCGUGCCGGUUUUGGCUGGGAAGAUUAUCACACGUUGGACGAAAUGUACGAAUGGAUCGAUGGUCUGGUUGAACAGUACGGCAAUGUUCUAUCGGUAGAACUAGUUGGACACUCGUACGAAGACCGCGAGGUGAGGGCUGUGAAACUGUCCCAUAAAACGGGAAAUCCUGGAAUAUUCCUAGAAUCAAACAUUCACGCUCGUGAGUGGAUUACUUCGGCAACGGCAACGUGGAUUUUGAAUGAGCUGCUGACAUCGACGGAUUCAGCGGUACAACAAAUCGCUCGGAACUACGAUUGGUACAUUCUACCCGUGGUCAAUCCUGAUGGACUGAAUUACACAAAGGAGACGAACCGAAUGUGGAGAAAGACCCGCUACCCGCACAGUGUGUUGUGUUACGGAGUUGAUAUGAACCGUAACUUCCCGCAUCAUUGGAUGGAUGGUGGAUCAUCUAUUAACCCUUGUACGGAGACAUACGCCGGACCUGAACCAGCUUCCGAGAUAGAAACGAAGAACAUCAUGGAUUACUUCAUCAAGUACAAGGACCAAAUCCAUUUCUAUCUUUCGUUCCACUCCUACAGUCAGCUUAUCUUGCUACCGUUCGGUUAUCAGAAUGCCAACAAGGUAGACCGUUUCAAUGACUGGAUGCAGAUGGCUGAAUCCGCUGCUGAGGCGUUGUCGAUGCGCUAUGGCACGGAGUAUGUCGUUGGCAACACGGCAGAUGUUCUGUAUGUUGCAUCCGGUUCAACGCGAGACUGGGCACUGGGGGAGCACGAUGUACCGAUUGCUGCAUCGUACGAAUUCCGGGACAAAGGCAACUAUGGAUUUAUUCUUCCUGCUGACCAGAUCGUUCCAAACUCCGAGGAAGUACUGGACUCAUUGGUAGCAUUUUUGACCAAAGCACGAGAACUGAACUAUUUCCAAGUUUAAAAAUAAAACCAAUAUCUA